Myotis lucifugus (little brown bat) is the source of this 2586-nucleotide messenger RNA. RefSeq names its product GA binding protein transcription factor beta subunit 2 (gene GABPB2). Gene Ontology annotation, cellular component: nucleus. The transcript has 9 exons. The coding region runs from base 252 to 1598 and encodes 448 amino acids. Lineage: Eukaryota; Metazoa; Chordata; Mammalia; Chiroptera; Vespertilionidae. Gene Ontology annotation, molecular function: protein binding; transcription cis-regulatory region binding. The record is from RefSeq and is a predicted model, not a curated record. Gene Ontology annotation, biological process: positive regulation of transcription by RNA polymerase II.
AUCCCUCCGCCAGAAAUUGUUUUCCGCAGUCUCUACUUCCGGGUCCGCCAUUUUGUUGCCUCCAUUUCUCCACGAGGGGGGUUAAAGGCCCCCAAAAUAUGCAUAGGUGAAAAGGCCAAAAAGUAACCGUCACUGACAGGGAGUCUAAACGAGAGGAGGAGACGGCACCAAACUGGCGGGUUCGGCGAGAGCGCCACCGGCGGCGUCCCGGACGAGGAGCUUCCUGCAAACUUCUGUUCCUAUGCAUAAAGAUGUCUUUGGUGGACUUGGGGAAGAGAUUGCUAGAAGCAGCAAGAAAAGGCCAAGAUGAUGAAGUGAGGACAUUGAUGGCAAAUGGUGCCCCGUUCACCACCGACUGGCUUGGAACGUCACCCCUCCACCUUGCAGCCCAGUAUGGUCAUUAUUCCACAGCAGAAGUGCUCCUUCGAGCAGGCGUUAGCAGGGAUGCCCGAACCAAAGUGGACAGGACCCCCUUGCACAUGGCUGCAGCUGAUGGACAUGCACACAUCGUGGAACUGCUCGUUAGGAAUGGUGCAGAUGUGAAUGCCAAGGAUAUGCUGAAGAUGACAGCUUUGCAUUGGGCCACAGAAUACCACCAUCGAGAUGUUGUAGAGCUGCUUAUCAAAUAUGGAGCUGAUGUCCAUGCUUUCAGCAAGUUUGAUAAAUCUGCCUUUGACAUAGCCCUGGAGAAGAACAAUGCUGAGAUUCUGGUCAUCCUCCAGGAAGCAAUGCAGAAUCAGGUGAAUGCUAAUCCCGAAAGAGCCAACCCUGUGACUGUGGCUACCCCAUUUAUCUUCACGGCAGGAGAAGUUGUCAACCUCGCUAGCCUUGUUUCUUCAGCCAACACCAAAACAACCUCAGGUGACCCCCAUGCCUCCUCAACAGUACACUUCUCAAAUUCUACCACCUCAGUGCUGGCCACCCUUGCAGCUCUUGCUGAGGCAUCAGCUCCCCUCUCCAACUCACACAGAGUCACAGCUAAUUCAGAGGAAAUCAUAGAAGGAAAUUCUGUUGACUCAUCAAUCCAGCAAGUGGUGGGGAGUGGAGGACAGAGGGUGAUCACCAUAGUGACCGACGGAGUGCCUCUGGGUAAUAUCCAAACUGCAAUUCCUACUGGAGGCAUUGGCCAGCCAUUUAUUGUAACUGUGCAAGAUGGACAGCAAGUUCUAACUGUACCUGCUGGUCAGGUUGCAGAGGAGACUAUAAUUGAAGAAGAAGAGGAAGAAGAAGUGGAGAAGUUGCCAUUGACUAAGAAACCAAAGGUAGAAGAGAUGACAGACAGUGUGGAGGAGAACAAGGAAGGCACUGAAAGAGAACUACUACAGCAGCAGCUCCAGGAGGCCAAUCGAAGAGCCCAGGAAUACCGACACCAGCUCCUCAAGAAAGAGCAGGAGGCAGAACAGUACCGCCUCAAGCUGGAGGCCAUGGCCCGACAACAGCCCAAUGGAGUUGAUUUCACCAUGGUUGAAGAGGUGGCUGAGGUAGAUGCUGUAGUGGUCACAGAGGGGGAGAUGGAAGAGAGAGAGAUGGAAGUGACUGGGGCGGGAGGGACCACAGAGCCUCAUCAUGGAGUUUCCAUAGAAACUGUUUCAUCUUAACGUACAAGGGCCACAGUUUGUACUACGUCCAUUUUUUUUCUCUUUUUAAAAGAAAAUACAGAGGACAAACCUUGUUUAAAAAUUAAGAAUUUCCUUAAGAAGAAAACUAUAGCAGGGUAUAAUGCUUGGGCUCAGGAAGGCUCUCUAUGCAACUGGAAAAAUCAAAGCCAAAUUUAGGGAACACUUCUUUUGAGAGGCCAAAAAAAUAAGGACCAAAUUUCCCAGCUUACGUCAUUGCUUUAAGCGUAGAGGUAAAAGAAUGCUGCAUGUUGUAGGUUGGUUGGUUGUUGCAAUAACUGACUUUUUAUCAAAAGAUUUUACUUUCUGUUAAAAAUUUUUUCUAAGAUAACAUUCCUAAUAUGGACCCACCCAGAUCCUUUAAUAGUUGCACCAUCAAGUGACCUGAAAAUUUGCCUUAGAUUUAUGAUGUAUGUCUGUUACAGAAGAAAACUAAUUGGGAGGGAGGUUAGGAGCAAGCUUUGGGGAAGAGAAAGGAAUAUAUUCCACUUCCAAAGGAGCAAGCGAUCCCCACUAUUCAGUUAAUUUCACUGAAAAUAAUUUGUGAUUGCCUGACUAAAUUUGCAUCCAUUGUGUGUCCAUAGCUCAGCUGCCAGUUUAAGAAACGGAAAUAUAAUUUUUUAAAACUGGAAAGAAAAGUCGUUUAUGUGAAAAAGUGUAUGUAAAUCCAAAAUCCUCCAGGCUGCGCUUUCACAAUGCUGGAAAGUGGCCAGAAAGAGGCUCCUUGGGGUUAUGAAACAACCUGAUGUUGAGAUACAAACUUUGCUCUGGCUGGAUUUUACAAAAUUGCAAUCAGGAUGAUAGUCUGUUGUUAGAACAACUUGCUUCCAAACAUUUAUUUAUGUAAUAUCAAGCUUUAAUAGCAAUUCUUUAAUUUUAUAAAAUUUUGUUGAGUUUUCUAAAUGUGCCUUUCUGUAGCGCUUACAUGGUAUCCUCUUCUAUGCAAUAAAGGAAGGGGGAGAGAGACGAA